ACGCGCGUGUGUUUAUUAAUAUUGCAAAUGCAUAGAAUCUAUUUAUCCAUAUAUAAAUAUAUAUACUGUUAUGUACAUGUAUGCAGUACAUUGUUUUGUUUAACACAACACGUUCAUAUGUGAUUGGUUUUGGUGCAAUUGUUAUUUCGCGUAAAUCCUGUUAUAUAUCUGUUUAUAAAUUGCUCAUUUGACUUGAAUAACCAAAACUAACUAAAUUGACGUACUGGGCGCCGCCACACAACACCUAGCAUCUGAUCGAAGUACACAACGAUGACCUUUCAACAAUAAUCAUGCAUAUUCUUAUGUGCAUAUAGUAUGUGGAUCAUGAUGUGGAAAAUGCGCUAGCCGAAUCUCAGGCAAUUGUGAUGAGUGCAUCGCAAACGCAGCCGCGGCAACAACAAUUGAUCAGCCACCAUAUGAUCGAAUCUCAGAUCUCGGUUAGCAGUGGGGCUUCCAUACAGACGGCUAUCUUUCAAUCGCUUAGCAAUUCGCCGGCGCACACCAAUCGGAGCACAGGACUGCUGCAGCAUACCACAUCUACGAUUAGCAGCAACUCCACUAGUUCUGUGAACUCACAGGGUGUAGCCUAUGCCGCUGACGCCCUUGGUGCACACAAGCCCUCGGAACAGAUCAACUCGCUGCUGGAGCACAUAACUCCAGCGCAAGCGGCCGCCGCCAUGAGCGGCGAGGGCGUGCUCAACAUAGCCGACGUGGCAGAUCUGUUGCAUCCCCAGCAUGCAAUCAUAACAGGAGGUCGUUCUCAGGAAGGUUGUCCAUUAAUUAUCUUUCCGGACAACAAUAAUUUCAAUUCGAUCGAAGAAGCCGACUAUCAGAAGCUCAUUUUGUACCUUAGCUCAGUGCCAUCCCUCCAGGAUGCUGAUUUGGGCUUUCACUUGAUUAUUGAUCGACGCAAGGACCGAUGGACAUCAGUAAAGACGACGUUGCAGCGAAUAUCGAUUUACUUUCCCGGUAUCAUACAUGUGGUCUAUGUGCUGCGUCCGUCGGGCCUCUUUCAGAAGGCCAUAUCCGAAGUGAGUUCGAAAUUUUCUUCCAAGGACGAAUACCGCUUUCGGCUUAUUGUGUGUUCAGCUCUGUCCGAUCUUCAUGAAUUUAUUGACAUCAGUCAGUUAACCCCCGAUAUGGGCGGUACAUUAAUAUAUUCUCAUCAUGAGUGGAUACAACAAAGGAUCUCACUCGAGAAGUUUUCAAGCUUGACACAUCAAGUCUCUGCCGAAUUGGAUGUAUUCAUACAAGCCAUACAUGAUACUGAGUUUCCCAAUUCCGUAGAGGCAACAAAAAAAUUGUUAGAGGAUCAGGGCGUCGACUAUGCGCGACUGAAGGAUGAGAUACUGGCUGCUGCCAGACACGGUGAGACACUGCUGGACAAAAUAAAAUCCAAUGAGGAACUCAAGGAGUUUUCCGAACGCACCGGCAAUGUCAGCGCCAUUGAAAGAUCCAGUGCAGGGCAGCCAAUACAUCGUCAACAAAUUAUUUAUCACCAACAAUAUAAGUUUAAACAACCCCAACAUUAUGAUGAUUGUCGCGAUUACCGUAGACUGCUGGUCCAACUGGAGGAAACUGAGCGUCGUUUCGACGAGUUCUGGCGGACACACCGCAACCGCCUAGAGCAGUGCCUGCUUUUGCGCAUGUUUGAGCAGGACUUUCGGGAGCUGCAAAAUAUUUUCGAUGGGCAUCUCAAGACCGUGGCUGACAUGACUGAGAUUGGAGAGAGCGUGGAACGCGUUGCGACACUUGUUCAGGAUACGGAGACAUUUUGUGAGCUGAUCAAAACAGACAUAGAGAGAGCUGAGAAGGUUAUACAAGCUGGACAGCAGCUGGUCGGCUCCCGUGGCGUCUAUCCUUGGGAGAUUGUGCAGCCCAAGUGCGACGAACUGCAGCGCGUCUGCGACAUAAUCAGUAUGCGCCUGAGCAAACGGCUCGAAAUACUGGCCAAGAACAGCGAACUUAUGGAGAGAGUUGAAAAGGCUAAUCAAUGGUGUGCCAACGGCGUAGAGCUGUUGGCCUCUCAGCGGAUCGAGCAGUGUUCGGUCUCGGCCGACCUAGCUGAACAGAGCCUGCACGAAAUACAGGCUUUUAUCGCAUCCGCUUCAGAUUUUAAGUUAUCUAGUCCAAGUGAAUUCAAGAAAAUCUUUCUGGAUAGCACGACCCCAGAGACCAAAGCACUUGUAUCUCAGGUUCUGCAGCGCAUUGAUGAUGUCUCUUUGAUGUGCGACAAGCGCAUUGCGAGCCUCAAGAAGCUGGCGCUGAAACCACCGCGUCCAGUGCAGCAGGUAACCCCAGAACCGGCCGUGCCGCUGCAGCCACCAGGUGGUGCGCCCCAUUUGCUGCGCCGUAAACCAAAUAAGACUGGCAUACAUGAGUUACGACCCAGAUCUAUGGACGGUGUCAUUGACUCGGGCGUUUCGUUAAAUGGCGACACUGGCUCGAGUCCAGACAAUGGCGAGCUCAUCCAGAAUCAACAGGACGCUGAGGCGAGAAAACUCAAGCGUGGUCAUGUGCUGUCGGAGCUGCUGGAGACGGAGCGGAUCUAUGUAAACGAAAUGAGUUCAAUUCUAAAGGGCUACUUCGACCAAAUGCAGUCGGACGAGCUGAUGCACCUUGUGCCUGCCAGUCUGCAGGGCAAGGAAGAAAUACUUUUCGGCAACCUGCACGAGCUCUUCACUUUUCACAACGAGAUUUUUCUCAAGGAUCUGGAGAACUGUAUUUCAACCACAGAGCUGGUGGCGCUCUGUUUCGUGCAAAGGCGGGACACUUUCUAUCGGCUGUACUCGUUUUAUUGCCAGAAUAUACCGCGCUCCGACCGAUUACGUGAGACGCUUGUAGACACGCACCUGUUCUUGCAGGAGUGUCAGAAGAGAUUGGGUCAUAAGCUUCCUCUAGCCGCGUAUCUGCUGAAGCCCGUACAACGGAUCACCAAGUACCAGUUGCUUCUGAAGGACCUGCUGCGCUUCAGCGACAGCGGCAGCUGCACCAAGGAGCUGCAAAAGGCGCUUGACUGUAUGCUGAUCGUGCUCAAAUGCGUAAAUGAUUCCAUGCAUCAAGUGGCUAUCACAGGAUUUCCGACCGAUCUGGCGCAGCAAGGCGAUUUGCUGAUGCAGGACUCGUUCCAGGUGUGGACCGAGUCGAAGAAGGAUAUACGCCUGCGCAUCAAGCCACAGCAACGUCACAUUUUUCUCUACCAGAAAUCCCUGCUCUUCUGCAAGCAAACCUCUAAAGCGGGUCACAACAAAAGUACCUACCAGUUUAAGCACCACGUUAAGAUGUCGCACAUCGGUCUUACGGAGUCCGUGCGGGGCGACGCCAAACGCUUCGAGGUGUGGCUACAGGGACGUCAAGAGGUGCACACACUGCAAGCUCCGUCGGUAGAUGUCAAGAACAAAUGGGUGGCGGAGAUCAAACGGGUGUUGCUCAAUCAGCUCGAGGAACUGAAGGGCGAGAAAAUCAAGCAGUAUGGCCUCAACCAUCGGGGUCUCAAGCAAACAACAUCAUGGGACACGCCCAACAUUAUACUGGGCACGCCUAGUCGCAACAUUAGCUGCGACGCGUCCUCAGAGUCCUCCAACCGCAACUCGAACUGCAGCAGCGAGGAGAACGCGGCAUCUGCCUGCGCUAACUCCAGCAGCGGUAUCGGUGACAGGGAUCACCCGGAAGGAUGCGGCUGGAGCUCGGACUACUCAAAUAGCGAAGACGAGAUGUCCGUGAAUGAGGAUAAUAGCACGCCGGGCAGUAAAUUCAUUGCCCUGGCUGAUUAUACUGCAAUGGGACACUCGGAAGUUUCGAUGCGAGAAGGCGAAGCUAUCGAGCUAUUGAAAGUGGGCUGUGCCGGCUGGUGGUACGUCCGCGUCUUAGAUACCAAUGCAGAAGGCUGGACCCCGGGAGCAUAUCUGGAAUCGAUCAAUCGAAAAUCGUCACGAUCAUCGAGCUGCAAUCAGGAGCGAAUAAAUCUAAAAUAAACCACUUUCCUUCUAAAAAAAAGAAACACGUCAAUUUUACUCGAGCUGAUUGACGCGCAGUUUUCAAAACUUAAUCUAUCGCCCUCAAUAGAUAAUAGUAUUUGAACAUGUUCUUCAAAUCCUGCUAUUUUCGUUUUUACUCAUCUGAAUCUGACAGAAAUACCAAAUAAUCUACACUCAAUAUUAUUAUCGCUUCUAAAUACCCUCGGUUUGGUUAAAGUGUACAUUGUGGAUAAAUAUAAUAUGGAAAAUAUAGUAUAUAGUAUUUCUUGUUGAUAAUUAACAUUAAAACAUGCAAAUAUGUAUUACUCUUAAGAAUCUAUUGCAUAUGGUAUGUAAUUGCUAGUUUCUAGUCCAUAGUAUACUUAUUCUGGCUUUAUUCUACGUAUAUGUAUAUAUAUAACGUAUGCAUUGAAGUACUUGCGCUCUAUAGUAUUUGAGGACUGUUACAAUGAUUGUUAAGGACAACUUGUCGAAUAUUUCUUGAAAAUGUAUUAAUAUUUAAAUAUGACAUUCAAUUAUAUUAUAUUUAUAUAAAUGAUUAUUAUAACAAACAUAGUUAUGUAUAAUAUAUACAUAAAUAAAAUAAUUAAAUACCCGAAAA
Drosophila montana is the source of this 4578-nucleotide messenger RNA. Its product is annotated as guanine nucleotide exchange factor DBS. The record is from RefSeq and is a predicted model, not a curated record. Bases 366 to 3974 code for a protein of 1202 amino acids. Gene Ontology annotation, biological process: intracellular signal transduction. Gene Ontology annotation, cellular component: cytoplasm. NCBI's taxonomy places the organism in Eukaryota, Metazoa, Arthropoda, Insecta, Diptera, Drosophilidae. Gene Ontology annotation, molecular function: guanyl-nucleotide exchange factor activity; protein binding. The transcript has 18 exons.